Pyricularia oryzae 70-15 is the source of this 776-nucleotide messenger RNA. RefSeq lists its product as uncharacterized. The record is from RefSeq and is a predicted model, not a curated record. The coding region runs from base 144 to 776 and encodes 210 amino acids. The transcript is spliced from 3 exons. NCBI's taxonomy places the organism in Eukaryota, Fungi, Ascomycota, Sordariomycetes, Magnaporthales, Pyriculariaceae.
CAGUUAGUUGAUCAAGAGCCUUGGGAGGACAUCCAAUAGGAAGGAGCUUGCUCGCUCAAGGUAAAAACCCAAAACAACUUGGUUUACCUCAUCCAUCGACGGCAGCUAUUUCGGCUCGUCCACCCACCCCUCCAGAUGCAUCAAUGCCGGAUGAAAGAGGCACCAUAAAGAAACGGGAUGCGACCGGGGCGAUGACAUCGGCCAGUCCACCUGGACGGUGGUUGGUGGCCUGUGGGAAGUUGCGCCGAACAAGCCGUAGGCUGAUAUGGUGUGCAGCCCUGGCUGGGCCAGAGUCGGCUCGUAUGGUGGGGUCCGCUCAGGUGGGUGGGUGUGUGGAGUGCGGCGGGCUGCUUCUCAAUGGAAGCGUAGCCUCCGAUGGGACAUUGGUGCUUCGAUUCCCGACACCUGGAAUGCUAAUACUCAAUUCUGCUUUACGGACGCCGCUGUUCUGCGCGAUUGGCCAUGCGGCUGCCUGCCGGGAAAAUCAAGCAGGAGUGAAGUGCUUCGGAGCACGCAGUCAAGUGGCUUCGCCUCGGAGAGGACGUCUCAGUGUCGCGGCCAAAAUUGAUGGCCUUAUGCGCGAUCAAUACAGCGGUCAUGACCCCACCCGUCCUGGACAAUUUUGCACCGUGUCAGACGGACUGGCGGGUUCUUCAGGGCCUGUUCCGUUGGCAGGCACGACUUGGCGACAGUACAGGAGCGGCAAAGCUUUUACUGUGUGGGGGCCAGCUAACAGAGAACGUUUCAUCGUGGCUGCUCGCCCUGAGGCCGGCUAG